UCCCCGCGGUUCGUUUCUCGGCGCUGGAGAGUGUGGGACCGGGGCUGGAGAGAGAUCGCCGGGGAGAUUCAGCAGAACCAGUCCAGCACGGAGCGUGGAGCCGGGCCGACUGCUGCGCCGUGCACUCUUCUUUUUGGGGGACUGCACACCAUUCUUGUGAAAUAUUACUGCUUUUAAUGGCAUGUGGCUUGUAACUUUACUUCUGCUCUAUUCUUUGCAAGAAGUCAACAGUGAAGAUGUUGUCUCCACGCGACUGUACUUUGUGAACGCCUCCCUACAGCGGGUGACCUUCUCCAGCUCGGUGGGGGUGUCCCUGCCCUGCCCUGCGGGCGGCGCCCCCCAUGCCGUCCUGCGCUGGUACCUGGCUGCCGGAGACGACAUUUACGACGUGCCACACAUCCGCCACGUGCACGCCAAUGGCACUCUCCAGCUCUACCCAUUCUCUCCCUCCGCUUAUAACAGCAUCAUCCACGACAAUGAAUACUUCUGCACUGCUGAGAACCAGGCGGGCAAGAUUCGGAGCCCCAGCAUCCACGUCAAAGCAGUGUUUCGGGAGCCAUACACGGUCCGAGUGGCUGACCAGCGCUCCAUGCGAGGAAAUGUCGCCGUGUUCAAGUGCCUCAUCCCCUCUGCCGUCCAGGAGUAUGUCAGUGUGGUUUCCUGGGAGAAAGACACCGUCUCCAUCGUCCCAGGUAACCGUUUCUUCCUGACUGCAUUCGGUACCCUGUACAUCUCAGAGGUCCAGAAGGAAGAUGCUCUGUCCACCUACCGCUGCAUCACCAAGCACAAGUACAGUGGAGAGACUCGCCAGAGCAAUGGAGCCAGGCUGUCUGUUAUGGACCCUACGGAGUCCACGCCUACUGUCAUGGACAGUUUCCAGUCUGGCGAAGUGCAAAUAGGGCACAGUGUGGAGCUGCCCUGUAUUGCAUCUGGAUACCCCAACCCCACAAUCAGAUGGUUAAAAGAUGGGCGGCCAUUACCCACAGACUCCCGCUGGACUCGCCGCAUUACCGGCCUCACCAUCGCUGACUUGAGGCUGGAAGACAGCGGAAAUUACAUCUGUGAGGUCACCAACAGCUUCGGCUCCAAGGAGGUGACGGGUCACCUCAAUGUCAUAGAGCCGUUGCGGGUUACCUUGUCCCCAAAGAAUCUGAAGACGGGGAUCAGCAGCACAGUCAUUCUGUCGUGUGCCGUUCAGGGAUCUCCACAUUUUUCUGUGUCGUGGUACCGUAACACAGAACUUGUUACGCCUGACCAGCACUUCUCAAUUCAAGGCUCUCACAACGAGACGUUGUUCAUUUCUGCUGCCCAAAAAAGACACUCAGGAGCCUACCAGUGCUUUGCUACACGCAAAGGUCAAACUGCCCAGGACUUCUCUAUAAUUCUGUUGGAAGAUGGAACGCCGCGCAUUGUUGCCUCCUUCAGCGAGAAAGUGGUCGUCCCCGGUGAGCCAUUUUCCCUGAUGUGCUCCGCCAAAGGAGCCCCGCCGCCGACCAUCACGUGGACCCUGGACGACGAGCCCGUGAUCCGGGAUCUGUCGCGCGUGAGGGCCAGCCAGUACACGCUCUCGGACGGCAGCACCGUGAGCCAUGUCAACCUCAGCAACCCUCAGAUCCGGGAUGGAGGAGUGUAUCGGUGCGCCGCACGAAACUCGGCCGGUAGCGCCGAGUACCAAGCGCGCAUAAACGUAAGAGGUCCUCCGAGAAUUCGGCCAAUGAAGAACAUCACCGCAGUAGCAGGGAGAAACACUUUUAUAAACUGUCGUGUGAUUGGUUACCCAUACUAUUCGAUCAACUGGUACAAAGAGGGACUUCUGCUGCCCGACAACCAUCGACAGGUGGUGUUUGAGAAUGGAACGCUGAAACUCAGCGACGUCCAGAAGGGGAUGGACGAGGGCGCCUACGUCUGCAGCGUUCUCAUCCAACCGCAACUCUUCAUCACGCAGACGGUUCACGUCACAGUCAAAGUUCCUCCGCUGAUCCAGCCAUUUGAUUUCCCUCCGACGUCUAUCGGGAAGCUCAUGUACAUUGCUUGUGUGGUGGCCUCUGGGGACAUGCCGAUUCGCAUCACGUGGCGCAAGGAUGGCCAGGAAAUUGUUCCCUCAUCAGGCAUCACCAUAGACACCAAGGAGUUCAUGAGCUCCCUCCAGAUAUCCAAGGUGUCGCUGAAACACAACGGCAACUACACCUGUAUUGCUAGCAAUGAUGCCGCCACUGUGAGCACUGAGAGGCAGCUCACGGUCACAGUGCCACCUCGGUUCGUGGUCCAGCCCAACAACCAGGAUGGCAUCUAUGGCAAGGCAGGGAUUCUUAACUGCUCAGUCGAUGGAUACCCUCCUCCGAAGGUCAUGUGGAAGCACGCCAAAGGAGCACUAGCCGGCAUUGGGAACCCACAGCAGUACCACCCCGUGCCUCUGACCGGUCGCAUCCAGAUCAUGAAUAAUGGCUCCCUACUCAUCAGACAUGUCCUGGAAGAGGAUCGUGGGUUCUACCUCUGCCAGGCCUCCAAUGGCGUGGGCUCUGACAUCAGCAAGAGCAUGGUUCUCACAGUGAAGAUCCCGGCCAUGAUCACGAGUCACCCUAACACAACAAUUGCCAAGAAGGGUCACCUCAAGGAGCUGAACUGCACAGCCAGAGGAGAAUGGCCCAUCAUCAUUCGCUGGGAAAGAGGCGACACGGUCAUUGACCCUGACCGUAAUCCCAGAUACUCCAUUACCACGAGCCCCAAUGAGAAGACUGACGAGGUGCUGUCUACGCUCAAGCUGAAACCAGCCGAGCGCGAGGAUUCAGUUUUCUUUUCCUGUCAUGCCAUCAACUCUUACGGUGAAGGACGAGGGCUGAUCCAGCUCACAGUUCAAGAGCCCCCGGAUCCUCCAGAGCUGGAGGUGAGAGAGGUCAAAGAUCGGAGCAUGAAUCUGAGGUGGACACAGCGCUUUGAUGGAAACAGCGUCAUUACGUCCUACGAUAUCGAGUACAAAAACAAGACAGACACAUGGGAGCUGAAGCACGCCACUCGCAACAUCUCCCCCAGCAACAACCAGGCCAACAUAGUGGACCUCCACCCCGCCUCCGUCUACAGCAUCCGAAUGUAUUCCUACAAUGCCAUCGGCAAGAGUGAAGCCAGUAAGGAGCUCACUAUCAGCACAGAGGAAGCACAGCCUGAUGGUCCCCCAAUCGAUGUGAUUCUGCAGCCAGUGACCUCUCAAAGUAUUCGGGUCACAUGGAAGGCGCCCAGGAAGGAGCUCCAGAACGGCGUGAUUCGGGGCUACCAGAUCGGCUACAGGGAGAACGGCCCCGGCAGUAACGGCCAGUACAGCAUCGUGGAGAUGAAGGCCACUGGGGACAGUGAGGUGUACACGCUGGACAACCUAAAAAAGUUUGCCCAGUACGGUGUGGUGGUCCAGGCCUUCAACAGAGCAGGCACCGGGCCCUCCAGCUCGGAGAUCAACGCCACAACACUGGAGGAUGUUCCGAGCCAGCCUCCUCAGAAUGUGCGUGCCAUUUCUGUCACAUCGGACGAGGCGGUGAUCACGUGGGCCGAGCCUCCCAGAAUGACCCUGCACGGAGUUCUGAAGGGAUACCGCGUCGUGUUUUGGGCCGUCUUCCCAGACGGAGAGUGGAGUGAAAUGAAAAACAUCACCACCAUCAAGGAGCAAGUGGAGCUCCGAGGGCUGGAGAAAUUCACCAACUACAGCAUCCAGGUCCUGGCCUACACCCAGGCGGGUGACGGCGUGCGCAGCAACGUGCUCUACAUCCAGACCCGUGAAGACUACCCGGGGCCCCCAGCUGGCAUCAAGGCUGUGCCCUCGUCCGCCAGCAGCGUCGUCGUGUCCUGGCUGCCUCCUCACAAGCCCAACGGGAUCAUCCGAAAGUACACCAUCUACUGCUCCAGUCCCGGGUCCGGCCAGCCUAUGCCGAGCGAGUAUGAAGCAAACCCCCAGCUGCUGCUGUACCGAAUCACUCACCUGAACCACCGGCAGCAGUACCUGAUCUGGGCGGCAGCGGUCACCACGGCAGGACGAGGAAACUUCAGCGACAAGGUUACUGUCGAGCCAGCAUCCAAAGCUCCUGCAAAGAUCUUGUCUUUUGGAGGUACGGUGACCACACCUUGGAUGAAGGAGGUGCGACUGCCGUGCAGCUCAGUCGGAGAACCAACUCCAAGUAUUAAAUGGACCAAAGACAGCGAGGACACUGCGACGCCACUAUCGGUGGACGGUCAGCGUCUCAUUUUGGGAAACGGCACUCUGGUUCUGCGUUCAGUCAAGGCUGAAGACUCUGGUUACUACACCUGCACGGCCACCAACACUCUCGGCUUCGACACCAUCAUCGUCAACCUGGUGGUGCAAGUCCCUCCGGACCAGCCUCGCCUGACCGUCUCCACAACCUCGACCUCCUCCAUCACUCUGGCCUGGAUCCCGGGAGACAACGGCGGGAGUUCCAUCAGAGGGUUUGUGCUGCAGUACUCAGUGGACAACACAGAAGAGUGGAAGGACGUCUUCAUCAGCUCCAGUGAACACUCCUUUAAACUGGACAACCUGCGCUGCGGAACCUGGUACAAGGUCAAGUUGGCUGCCAAGAAUAGUGUGGGAGCAGGACGCAUCAGUGAGAUCAUCGAGGCAAAAACUCACGGAAGAGAGCCCCAGUUUAACAAGGACCAGCCCGUCUUCACGCACAUCAACUCCAGCCACGCCAGACUCAACCUGCAGGGCUGGGCUAGUGGAGGGUGUCCCAUCAGCAUCGUCACGCUGGAGUUCCGACCUAAAGGUACCUGGGCUUGGCAGAGCGUUCGCACCAAUGCUACUGCUGACGUCUUCCUGGCAGAGCUGCGUGAAGCCACCUGGUACGAACUGAAGAUGAAGGCGUGCAACAGCGCAGGAUGUGGUAACCAGAGCACGCAGUUUGCUACCCUGGAUUAUGAUGGGAGUACAAUUCCUCCAAUCAAAUCACCGCUGGAAAAGAACGAUGACGUGAAGAAGCUGUUCUCCAUCGGCUCGCCUGUGAUCCUGAUCACUCUGGGUGUGGCGCUGCUCUUCAUCAUCCGCAAGAAGCGCAAGGAAAAGAGGCUGAAGCGACUGCGAGACGCCAAAAGUCUGGCAGAAAUGCUCAUCAGCAAGAACAACCGCAGCUUUGACACGCCAGUGAAAGGACCUCCCCAGGGCCCGCGAUUACACAUCGACAUCCCCAGAGUGCAGCUGCUAAUUGAAGACAAAGAGGGCAUCAAGCAAAUUGGUGAGGACAAAGCCACCAUACCUGUGACAGACACAGAGUUCAACCAGACUGGGAACCCUCAGAGCUUCUGCACCGGCGUGUCCGUUCACCACCCGGCGCUGAUCCAGAACACCGGCCCGUUGAUCGACAUGUCCGACAUUAGACCAGGAACCAACCCAGUGUCCAGGAAGAGUGUCAAGUCCGCCCACAGCAUCAGGAACCGCUACUCCAGCCAGUGGACUCUGACCAAGUGUCAGGCCUCGACGCCGGCGCGCACGCUCACCUCAGACUGGCGCACAGUGGGCUCGCAGCACGGCAUCACCGUCACCGAGAGCGACAGCUACAGCGCCAGCCUCUCGCAGGACACCGACAAGGGCCGCAACAGCAUGGUGUCGACGGAGAGCGCCUCCUCCACCUAUGAGGAGCUGGCCCGAGCCUACGAGCACGCCAAGCUGGAGGAGCACCUGCAGCACGCCAAGUUCGAGAUCACCGAGUGCUUCAUCUCCGACAGCUCCUCCGAUCAGAUGACCACCGGCACCAACGACAACGCCGACAGCAUGACGUCCAUGAGCACGCCGUCCGAGCCCGGCAUCUGCCGUUUCACCGCCUCGCCGCCCAAACCCCAGGACUACGAUCGUGGCAAGAAUGUAGCCGUGCCCAUCCCACACCGCGCCAAAAGUGACUACUGUAACAUACCCCUCUACAUGAAAUCAGAUCCCUUCUUCCGGAAGCAGUCGGAGCACCACGACCCGUGUCCAGUGGUUCCGCCCCGUGAAGCUUCUAUCCGUGGCCUCGCCCAGAGAGCGUACCACACCCAGGGUCGUCAUGUGACGAUGGACUCGGCUAAGCAGCAGGCUCUCACCAUGGGCCACUCUGGACUGUCCUCCUCCGGAGCGUCGAGCGGAGGAGCGGCAGGAGCCAGCGGGAGCGGAGGGAUGUCGGCCAGCUCCAGCAGCUCCACGCUCCCACAGAGAACUCUCACCAUGCCUGGCUCCUCCUCGGCCGCCGCCCAGAGCGCCGCGGCAGCUGCCGCCGCUACGGCCGCCGCAGCCGCUGGAGCAUCGUCCUCCUCCGGCGGAGCCACAGGAGGGACCCCCUCGUCCUCCAAGAUGGGCGGAUCUAGAGACUCUCUCCUGGAGAGCAGCUCCUCAGGCUUGGGCAGACUGCAGAAGCAGAGAGAUGGCGGCUCAGGAGCCUACUCCAAGUCUUACACGCUGGUGUAGCCGCUCUUAAAACUGGCCCAGCCAGGUUCACUGAGCCUCUAAAGAAGGCGAGGGUGAGACACAUGCCCUUUUGACCUAUCAGUGCCUGCAGUGCGCCGAGCUGCAGGCGGCUGCUGGGGCUCCCAUCAACACUGCUGUCAGAAGGGAUCAAAGUUGGGGUCUCCACAGCACAGGGGGUUGCCUUUCUUCUGCCUGAUUUCUAAUGUGUCAUCUCUUCACGUUUCUGAUCCCAGCACCCCGGCAAAACCCACACUCCAGAUUUUGUUAUCGUACUUGCACACUCGUUUAGACGCGCACUGUUUUGUUCUCUGGGAUCAGAAUGGCGAGAUAAUACUUUUAUUUUUAUUGACAAGAUGGUGGGGGGUUGCAGCUCUGGUGCCCCGGCAGGACGCUCAGAACACCGCCAUGGUGUUCCACUGGUGUUGGCUCCGUCAUGGAUCCAUGCUGUGGAGGGGAAGUCUGGACAGCUUUCUUAUCCAACCAAGUCCAGUGGUCUUACUUGAUGUUUCAUGAAAUGACUCGAAGAGGAGGAUAUAAAACAAAGGCUGAGCAGCAAGAGAAUCGAAAUCAAAGCCUUUUUCAUCUUUUAUUUUCGGAUGAGAAAAACAAAGUCUCAUCUGCACUAGAGGAAAUCGGAUCCAAGAAACCUUCACAAGCCUGAGUGUGAGUGUGUUUGUGCGUAUGGGUGUACAUGUGUAAAUAUAUACAGUAUAUGUAUACAUUUGCCAGGCGCGCACCAACAGUGGACCUUUUCAAAAGUGUAUGCUGACCUCUCUUGUGUCAAAACUGAGCCCCCCACUCUUUUAUUUUCUAACUAUGAUUUAGUCCAGUUAUUGAUGAUUGUUCUGGGGAAAGAUCGCAAACACACAGGUGAAGGGUGGACACAUGGAAAUGACUGGUAUUGAGGAUAUUGAGACACUUCUAUCUUGCUGCCACAAGCUUGAUUUGUUACGCCUGCCUUCACUUUAUCCCUUUAUUCUCUCCGUUUCUGCGCCCCGUCACAUCCACACGCCGUCACUGUGACCUGCUGCUAACAUGCAAACAUCAGCACACACGUUUAUAGAGAGAGAUCACCACUGCAUUUCAGUGUUUGGACAGCUAUUUUAAUGGCUGAAGACUUCUGGUAUUCCACAACUCACAGGCUGUUGCUACCACGCUUGAUAGCUUGGAAACGUCUCGGAUUCUUGCCUAAAACAAAGGGGUGAUGUCUUCAGGGAUAUGGAAGGACAAAUGGACGUAAAUCUGCUUUAAAAUUGGUGGUAAAAAAUAAAUAUAUAUCAUAGAUCUAACAUGCCUUUUGGGGUACAGUUUUUGAUUUGCUGGGAUUGAUUUUAGCUUUAUAGCAUGGUGCUUUUACAUUUCAUUUCUCAUUCAUUCUCCCAAAGCUUAAGUCACGAGAGAAGACGAAGAGAUGCUCCAAAUGUUUUAAACAAAAGAAGAAUCAUCAGGGCUCUCUCAAUAAAAAAAAAAAAAAACAUGUAUGUUUGUUUUGAAAAGUAUGUACAUAUAUAUUUCUAUUUAAAUAUAUAGCAAAUAUAUGAAUAAUGGAGAAAAAACAGAGAAUUAUAGAAAAAAAUCCAAUUUAAUUGAAGAUAUAUAUGAAAAACAAGACAAUCGCUCAGAGUGAGAAGAAGAGAAUUCAGCAACGGAUGAGGGAAGUGAAAAGAUGACGAUGAUAAACGGGUAGCCCAGGCGUGCGCGUGAGAGAGAACUGAGUGGAGAGAGUGGCUCUGUGAAACCUUGUGCUUCUGUCAAUGCUCCGCCCUGCGAGGAAGACGAGCACAGCCUACUGAAACUGUGUUGUCUGGUGCUGGUGCUGUUGUGGUUCACGGCUCCGUGCAGAGCGUGUGGUGUGGAAACAGGAAGCGAGGACUGACUACACGCUGAGUGGAGCCUGUUGUAGGAUGAAGGUAGUGAUGGGCUAGUGAGGCUUCAUGAAACCGUGUCCUCAUUCUCAGAGCCGUCUAGAUGGCGCUCUCUGCUCUAAGAUCUUUGGGUUUGACCAACCAUUUCAAUGAAAUUUCACCUCGUUUUUAAACCAACAGCGCCACCUGUUGAGCUCUAAAAAUAAGGACACUGUUUCAUGAAGCUUCACUGACCCAUCACUAGAUGGUGUGUCCACACUUGACAACAGUUUAAGCUGCUUCUGGUCGUCAAGCAUGCACUGCGACACUUGGUUUGAACUUCAACUUCAAGAAAGGCGUUGAUUUUUUUAAAUUUACUUUAAAACCUACCAUCAUGGUGUCUCACCGAUUCCGAAUGCAAUGAGCUCAAACGGACAGCAGAUGGCAGUAGCGCUACUGGCUUCCUUUAAGACGCCGACGCGACACGUGAAGAAGAGGCGGCAGUUCAGGUGUGAUGCUACAACUAAAACCACCGAUAAACACAGUUGAAGUUGCCAAGCAGUUUGGAUAAUUCCCUGAAACGGACCAUUACACUGAAAGAUGGGGUCGUGAACCGGACGGAACUUGUGACGUGAGUGAUUUACGGAAGGACGUUGUCGAAGUGGAUCUGUUUUCAUUUAGAUUAAAACUCUUCUCUGUGUUGCAGCACAUUCAAAAAACGAGUUCUUAGAGCCAGUUUUUCAAGAUCACUAUUACACUUUUUAUUUAUUUGCUAAUAUGUUCUAAUGAAUAAACAAAUUAAAUGAAUAAAUUCACUUAAAAUAGUAGUUUUACUUCAAACUUUACAAAGCCAAACAAAGAUAAUUGUAAUUCAGAACCAGCUUGUUUCUUGCCUCAACAAUAAACCCGGUGCUUGCUUGUGACCACAAAGAGUAUCUUUUCUGAACAUGAAUUAUUAUAAAUGGUUUUUCCUUUCAAGAGUCAACACUGCUGUAGUAAGGUGGAGUGAUUGAACUCCUGCUCCGUCACGUGUUCUCAGUUCAGUGGAAAGUCUGAUCUGCUGUCUGUUUUUUUUCUCUCUGGGAAAUUGGUUUUAACGCUGUAACUCACCCUUUUGUUGACGCCGUCCUUUGAGGUCUUUUAAAGUGACACGUUUGUAGUAACUUUCUCGAGCUGGUGUGUCACACGCUGUAGAGGUUUAAUUUAUUCAUAUCUACAGUCGAGUUUCAGAUGAAACUGAGGUUUUCCAGAACGUGUAGUUGGUGUUGACCACGUGUGUAGGUCAUGUUGGAAGGGAUCCCGCCGUCAAUGUCAACAGCUCGUGACCAGACUUCAUGCCCCCGACCCCCCGACCCCAGCUGAACUCGACUAAACCCAACUUGAGUUCCAGUGGAAGACUUGUACAUAGCAGAAGUGUUUUGUAUAAAUGAAUACUAUUUUCAACAUUUCACUAGGAACCAGGGCACAAUGUAAUCUUUAAACUGAAGUUAUUGUAACGAAGCAGAAGCGACGAUAAACUAUAGAAUUAUACAGAAAUCCAUUUUUAUCUGAAAAGCAUUCAGUUUAUUGAAACCAGAUCGAAGAUUUGGACUUAAACAUACAUGAAUAUUCACAACUUCUUUUGCAGGACAUUUGCUUUGUUUCAUUGUUUGUUUUUUUUAUUGAGUUUCUUUUGUUCAUUUUCUACUUUGUUUUUAGUUGUUGUUUUUUUUUUACCUGGGGUAGGACAGCAGCACCGCAUGUUCCUAAAAUGUUGCUGGCUAUUAACAAGUUGAAGGAGGAAGAGGGUGGGUGGUUACCUUCACUUUUCUUUUUUUUAAGCAGAGGUUGUUCCUUGAGAUUUUAUGAGGGGUUGUUGCUUCAAUUUGCAAUUGCUUGUGUUUAACUAUACAUUUUCUUUUCUAUGAAAACAGACAAAAAAGAAAAAGAGUACUCAACACCUUGUGCAAUAAAGCUAUCUUUUUAUGAACUGUGACACUUUUGAUUUU
Messenger RNA from Synchiropus splendidus (mandarinfish), 10262 nucleotides. RefSeq names its product cell adhesion molecule DSCAML1. Bases 182 to 6430 code for a protein of 2082 amino acids. The transcript has 35 exons. Lineage: Eukaryota; Metazoa; Chordata; Actinopteri; Syngnathiformes; Callionymidae. Gene Ontology annotation, biological process: homophilic cell-cell adhesion; dendrite self-avoidance; axon guidance. The record is from RefSeq and is a predicted model, not a curated record. Gene Ontology annotation, cellular component: axon; plasma membrane. Gene Ontology annotation, molecular function: cell-cell adhesion mediator activity.